AAACUCAUAGCUCAUGCACACACACAAAAUAUUAUUUAUUUUCAGCCAUGUUGUAAACCAAUCAUAAUAACGCCAUAAAAUGUGGAUCAUUUUUAGUGCAGUUUGCGUACAAAUAGUGUUUCUCCUUUCGGUAUUUGACAUUCAUUUUCAUUCACCGAUCGUGAAGGGAAUGUCUCCAUCUGCCAACCCUAUUCCGGCGCCGGCAAAACGAUUGGUACUUUUCUCAGCGGACGGAUUGAGAUUUGAUACUUUUCUCAGCCAUGGAAAUGAUCGAGAACCUAAUGCCAAAUUUCUGAGAUCGGUAGCAAGCAGUCGAGGAAAAUGGGGAUUGUCAAGUACUAGGGUUCCAACUGAGUCCCGUCCAGGACAUGUAGCAAUGAUUGCUGGACUCUAUGAGGAUCCAUCUGCCGUAUUCAGAGGCUGGAAAGAAAACCCAGUGGAAUUUGACUCAGUUUUCAAUCAGAGCAGUUACACAAUUAGCUGGGGUAGCCCAGACAUUCUUUCAAUGUUCGCAAAAGGAACAAAAGGGAAUGUGAUCACUCACACAUAUUCUUCAGAAAGUGAGCAGUUCACUGGACACGAUGCUUACAAACUUGACGAAUGGGUGUUUGAACAUUUCGAACGAUAUCUACAAAUGGCUCCACAUAAUACCACGAUCUCCAACAUGUUGCAACAGCAGCAGUUGAUAUUUUUUGUGCACCUUUUGGGAUUAGAUACUAAUGGUCAUACCAAUAAGCCCCACUCUACUUUAUAUACCGAUAACCUUCGGUAUGUGGAUCAGGGGAUCGCUAAAAUUGAAAGUUUGAUCAACGGCUAUUUCAAGGAUAAUAAAACGGCCUUUAUUUUUACUGCCGAUCACGGAAUGACUGACUGGGGUUCUCAUGGAGCGGGUCAUCCAACGGAAACACAGACCCCUAUCGUUUGCUGGGGUGCGGGAAUCAACACGGACAAUAUUGAUCCUUUGCAUUGGGAGAACAACAGGGACGAUAUGGAACAAGCUGAUAUUGCUCCUCUUAUGGCCGCUCUGUUGGGGAUUAAUUUCCCGGUGAAUUCAGUGGGAAAAUUACCUCUAGCUUAUUUAGCCAAUGAGAUGCUAUGGAAAUCUCACUCUGCAUUGACCAAUGCCAGACAAUUGACGAGAUCGUUCCAAUCCCUAUCUCAACGCCAGCAAAAUCAAAGUCUUUCGUGGCGAUUCCGGCCGUUCUGGCCAUUGGAAUCGAAUCAAGUAACUAUGCAUAACCUUCAGCAGAUAGAGAAUUCAAUUCGUUCUGGAUACUACAAUGAAUCGAUCCAGCAGAGCAUUGAUUUGAUGGACCUCUACCUUCAAGGGAUGGACUACUUUUAUCGUUACGACGAAUUUCAACUGAAAAUGUGCAUUACGCUAGCCUACAUCGGAUGGGCGGCCAUCCUUGUCGUCUUCCUCAUUCAAGAGCGGAUGCCAGUAUCGAAGAAAAAAUGUGCCAAACAGUUUGGAUUGAUCGAUCAGAUCGCAUUCGGCAUAUCCGUCUUUAUCUUUAUCGUUUUGACAGUGGAAGGAGCCCCUUUUCUUUACUAUGCCUAUCAUCUACUGCCUUUGGUGUUGUGGUGGUAUUGUUUACGGCAAUCGCGUCAAAUGCUACGCCAAACUGUCCGUCUAGUCCGCAUCCGCCAUUUUAUAUGGACCAUCUUCCUCCUUGGAGGACUCGAGUUUCUAGUGGCAGGAUUUUUUCAACGAUGGUUCCUCUCUGUCGGACUCAUUUUUUUAUCUCUUUGGCCACAUUGGGACCAGCGAUCAUCCAGCCGUUGGCGACAUCACGAAAUGUUCAAGAGCUUAUGGAUGUUUAUAUUUCUCAUUUUAGCCAUGUUUCCUGUUUUUCCCCCCGUAGGGAAACAUUCCUUUCCCAUUCUUGUGGACAUUGGAGGAAUGCUGUUGACGGUGGUGGCAUUUUGGAGCUCGUUGGUCAUGCACCACGAUCGCGAUCGUACAGUUCUGGUUUGCUACACGAUAGCCAUACCAAUCACGCUCUAUGUCCGUCAUAGCGUUAGUGACAGUCUCGUUCAAGGACAAGGACUUCCUAUUUUGGAACAAGUUCUUUCUUGGCUUCUUCUUGGUUUACCCCUGACAUUACCUGUCAUAGGUCCGUCUUUAUUAUGGCCACGUUUGAUCGGGAUUGUCAUCACUUUGACGCCGUCCUUUCUUUUGUUAAGUUUGUCUUAUGAAGGCAUCUUCUUUGCCAUUCUAGUCGUUGCAUUGGCCGUUUGGAUCCGGUUGGAGGGGGUGAUUCCACCAUCUGAUUCCUUUUGGACGCAACUACGCCGAUCCUAUUUCUUCCUCUUUUUGACCUUAUUAUCUUUCUUCGGACUGGGAAAUCUGGCCAGUCUGAACAGUUUCGACCCGAGUAGUGUCCGUUGUUUUGUCACCACCUUCUCUCCAUUCACCAUGGCCGGUCUCCUCCUGUGGAAGAUUACCGUUCCAUUCAUCGCCGUCUCGUCGGCUCUUUGGGCCAUUACGGUCCAGCACCAAUUGUCGAUGAAAAGUGUUUACCUGAUGAUUUUGCUACUGUCGGGUGUCAUGGCAGUCCAAUUCUUCCACUGGGUGACUUCACGUGGCAGUUGGCUGGACAUUGGCACCUCCCUCUCUCAUUAUGUCAUCGUCCAGUCUACCGUUCUCUUUGUCAUGCUUUUACGUUCCGUCGUCCAGUUCCUGACACACGGACCGAUUUACUUUCACGUCGGACCGACGGCCAGCAAGUACGACAAAGACUGAAUGGAACUUGCAAGGCCGACACAAUACCAAGAAGAAAGGAAUUAAACCCAGCCCAUUUUCAAGGUUCUACUAAUUCCCUCCUUUUCGUUUAAUAUUCUGAAAUUCGCACACAACAAUAACAAGAAGAAAUACAAAUGCCGAUCGAUGCCGUACGUGUCUAAUGAA
Daphnia carinata is the source of this 2911-nucleotide messenger RNA. It is a transcript of the gene PIG-N, whose product is annotated as GPI ethanolamine phosphate transferase 1-like. The transcript is spliced from 11 exons. NCBI's taxonomy places the organism in Eukaryota, Metazoa, Arthropoda, Branchiopoda, Diplostraca, Daphniidae. Bases 80 to 2746 code for a protein of 888 amino acids. Gene Ontology annotation, molecular function: mannose-ethanolamine phosphotransferase activity; metal ion binding. Gene Ontology annotation, cellular component: endoplasmic reticulum membrane. Gene Ontology annotation, biological process: GPI anchor biosynthetic process. The record is from RefSeq and is a predicted model, not a curated record.